Molecule: messenger RNA, 981 nt
Organism: Ziziphus jujuba (common jujube)
Lineage: Eukaryota; Viridiplantae; Streptophyta; Magnoliopsida; Rosales; Rhamnaceae
Exons: 1
Coding region: 125-637 (170 amino acids)
Source: RefSeq, a predicted model, not a curated record
ACGGCACAUAUGCCUCUCCUCGUUUUAAAACCUAAGUAUUAAUUUUAUUCAUCAUCAAGCAAACUCAAACUUCCUCGCACUAGAUCAAUCUCUUAUAUUUUUCAUAUUUUUCUCAAGCAAAUUCAUGGAAAAGCCAGAAGGGUACCCAGAAGUUGCCACAGAAAACGCUUCUAUAUCAAACUAUGGGAAUUCUUCUCCAUUUUGGGUUAUGGAAGAUGAUGAUGAUCUUUCACUACUAGAAAGCGGGUUGUUCAAAACAUAUCAUAUUGAUGAUGAAAUGGGUGACAAUGACUAUGAAUCCAAGAUUAGAAAACUAGUUGAUCCAAGACUGCUGGCUCUGGUAGAAUUCUUUAGAGAACUCUAUUUUCGUAAAAGGGAUUUGUUCAAGAGAAUUUUUCCGGGGUUCCAAGACGAAUUCCGGGAAUUGUUAAAGAAAUUAUCCCGCCUGAAAUCGGAUCGAACCAAAGCUAUGCAAAGGAGCUUAAGCCUUGGUUCUCCAAGAAAACCUAAAGCAGUUCAAUCAACAUUGAGGUUGGAGAGGUUCAAGGUACGGACUAUUACUUUGGAUGGUGGUGAUGAUCAGCAAGGUGACAUGGGUAUUAAUAGUACUACUACAAAAUCGCAAGGUUCAAAAUGAACAACUGGGGAAAGCAGGAAGGUCCAAAUUGAAGGAUUAGAAACGUAUAUAUGCAGUUAAAUUAGGUCUUGGAGACCAUUUAAUUUGUUUUAGGGAAAUUCAUAAUAAUGGAUUGCUCUGUCAAAGAAAAAUAAUCGAGUUUGUAAAGUAGAAAAUUUGUGCGUCCGGAUGUUUAGUGGAAUAGCAAUAUUAGAAAAAAAGUAAAAUUAUUUGUUAUAUUGUAUUUGUUUAUCCGUGUACAUAAAUUAUAAUAAUCUUCUAAGUAAUUCUGAACUUAGAAAUUUUUUUUUUAAUAGUUCUUUUUGCAAUGUAAAAAAAAAAAAAAUACAUAUAUAUAUAUACAC